Molecule: messenger RNA, 864 nt
Organism: Aricia agestis (brown argus)
Lineage: Eukaryota; Metazoa; Arthropoda; Insecta; Lepidoptera; Lycaenidae
Exons: 4
Coding region: 153-794 (213 amino acids)
Source: RefSeq, a predicted model, not a curated record
AAACAGCAGAAAAUUUAACCACGUACUAAUUUCUCAGAAAUAAGUACCACCAAUGGGUCACCAAACAGCAGCACCGAGAAAAACCACGUAAAAAAACAGAAUGGUUGCAUCAGAUUAGAUUUUCAGAUCUACAACAUCCACCACUAACCAAAAUGGCGUGUUGCUGCAAGAAUACUAAGACAAAAAGAGCAUCCACCAUCUGUCUUGGGCGGUGUGAUCUGCCCAAACACAAAUGUCUACCGCGCUACAUCGUAAAACCUGGAACCAUACCUAGACAUUACGGAUGGCUGUACAACGCGAGAGACGCGCCAGAUCAUCAGUUGCGAUGUGGAUGGCGUCCAGGGCACAUCUCUUGCUCUGUGCUAAGAAGAAUGGAGCAAUACUACAACCGAAACUCCUCUGAAUGUAAACCAUGCCCGUCAGUAUGCUCUAAAUGUUCCAAGAUCUGCCCCCAUGUGUUCAAAUUACCUACAAAUCCAUCUACAAUGCCCUUGCAGCAGAAAGAAAAUCAACCCCUGAUUAGAAUCACAAGACAUGGAGGGCAGUAUAGUAUUUGUACAAAACCUUCUAACAUAACUAAUGCACCAUCCGGGCCUUACCCACUGAAAUAUGUCCUGAACACACAACCCGAUACUUCUAAUCAACCAAAAGUGAAAACCAGAUUCAGUGUGGAAGCAAAGUAUAAUAACUAUCAAUUUGAUUAUACCACAUCAAAUACUUCAUUCAUUCUUGAUUUCACUCCACCGGAAUUAAUGGACGGAAAUUUGAGAAAGGUUGCCCAAAAUAAUAAUUAGAACACUACUGAACACACUGUUUGUAUUCUUUCACACUCAUGAUUCGGUAAUAAAGUGUAUAACAUUGCAA